UAUUCCCUUUUGUAUCCCAUCUACAAACAAGAUGCUGUAGAGCUGAAACGUGUGGUCACACAAGCUAUUUCGUUGUUUGGGGUGCCAAAGCUUAUGAUUACGGACAAAGGGCGGAUGUUCGAGUCAAAUGAUUUCGUAACAUGGAUAAAUGAGCUAGGUUGUAGUCUUCACUACAUAACCCCCGAAAUGCAUCACGCUAAUGGUCAAGCGGAGCGAUAUAUGCGGACAGUACUUAACAUGUUACGUAUACAAGCGAACCACAAAAACGUACCGUGGUCCAGCACUUUGUGGAAACUUCAACUUGUGCUUAAUAUUGCAAAGCAAAAAACCACGCAAGUCUCUCCGUUAAAUCUUCUGAUCGGCACGGAGGCAACGACGCCUAUUAUUCGUGCAUUGGUGCGCGAUGUGGCUGUCGAAGGUUCGUCACCCAACCGGGAGGCCCUGCGGGAAAUCACCAGAGACAGAGCUCGCCGGCUGUUAAGAAGCAACCAAGCUAAGCAAGACGAACAAGUUAACCGACGGCGUCGUCCACCUCGUCAGUUUAACCUUAAUGAUGUUGUGUUCGUCAUAAAGUUUUCGCAGUCUACGGGGAAGCUUGAUCCCGGCAUGCGCGGCCCUUAUAAAGUGGUUGACGUGCUGCCUAGCGGACGUUAUACGCUUCGCUUGCUGAGCGGAGGCUACGGCAAGACUACGCAGGCAGCGGCGCAAUAUAUGGUGCCGUGGCACGGCGAAUGGUGCCCAGAAACGUGUGCUGCAUUUUUUGAGAACGAGAAUUCUGAAGAUGACGAGACCACACCAGCAGCAUCUACUCGUCCGGCUGACCCUUCGAUGCCCCUGCUGGACGCUGACCCAGAACCUGAACAGUCGGCGCCAGGCGUAGCAGGUCCCAGUGGCACCACCCGAAGAACAUGUGUCGAGGACGACACACAGUCAGGAGAGGCCGUGUAAGGAACUGCCUGGCUACGUCAUCAAACUACCGGGCGUCGUUUAUAAAAACCAACGCCGCGUGUACCGGAGCCCAUUUGCUUCUCGGCGCUCGGAACGGACGGUUGUCUGGAGGAAUCUCUGUCGGUCGAUUGAAGGUCACGUGAGCUAUUUUUAUUUAUCUCUAUUUCUUGUUAAAUAAGUGUGCAAUUGUUAUUUUUAUGUAAUUAAAAUUAUUUUGAGUUGUUGCAAAUAAAUGUUUAAAAUUAAUA
Ostrinia nubilalis (European corn borer) is the source of this 1196-nucleotide messenger RNA. RefSeq lists its product as uncharacterized. Gene Ontology annotation, biological process: DNA integration. Gene Ontology annotation, molecular function: nucleic acid binding. The record is from RefSeq and is a predicted model, not a curated record. NCBI's taxonomy places the organism in Eukaryota, Metazoa, Arthropoda, Insecta, Lepidoptera, Crambidae. The coding region runs from base 94 to 948 and encodes 284 amino acids. The transcript is spliced from 2 exons.